GUCUUUAAAAUUUAGUUAUGUUAAUAUUGGUGCACCUGGUAGAUGUAACGAUGCAUUUGUUUACAACAGAUCAACUCUUUUCGAAGUGAUGCAAAACCCGGUGUAUGCUCAAAACUGUUUAACUGUGAAUAAUGUCAAAAUUCAAGCUCACCUGAUCGCUGAUUCUGCAUUUCCAUUAAGUAACAAUUUAAUGAAACCAUAUACUGAACGUACAAAUAUGCCUCAACAUCAAUCAUUGUUCAAUUAUCGACUUAGCCGGUGCCGUUGUACAAUUGAAAGAUCGUUUGGCCAUCUUAAAAACCGAUUUCGAUCAAUACAUAAAAAAAUGGAGUAUGAUAUUGAACAUGUGAAAAAUAUAAUUAAAGCUGCUUGUAUUUUACACAACAUCUGUGUCGAUUCUCAAGAUGCUGUUGAAACUGAUUGGGACAUUAUUGCUACACCAUAUAAAAAGCCGAAUUGUUAUAUACAAACAUUAGGUGCUGUUGACAUGAGAGACGCAUUAAGUUUUUAUUUUUUACAGAAUCCAUUGUAA
Messenger RNA from Rotaria sordida, 532 nucleotides. The record is from the annotation of a GenBank genome assembly. NCBI's taxonomy places the organism in Eukaryota, Metazoa, Rotifera, Eurotatoria, Philodinida, Philodinidae.